GCCAGCCCUUGCCUAGGAGGUCGCAAUGGUCGAUCCCGCCAUUACCAUCAGCCCCUCCACAGUACCAAGAGAAGAUGUGGCACAGGAAUCACCCCUUACAACCUCGAAACAAAUCCGGAAGAGUUCAGCUCUUGAUAGAGAAGGAUGGUGGAGGGUAACAUUAACGAAUACUCCAAUACCUGGCACUUACCACUUAAAGACGUUUCUUGAAGAAUCCCUAUUAAACCCAGUGAAGGCAACCUACAAUUUUAAGAAUGAAGGAAGGAAAAGGAUACCGCUUGUGCAGAGAAACGACCCGGUCCCAACUGACCUCCCGCAGUACAAGCCUCCUGACUUCCUGGAGCUGUUGAAGAACCAGAUGGCCUCGUAUUCAUUCAAAGACAAGCCCCGGCCAAACCCCAGCACACUGGUUGACAAAGACGAGUCACUCCAGCUUUGCCCGGGACAGUACGAGAUACUUCCUGCACCAGUCCCCAAGAAUACUUCCAGGAGUUUCGUAUUUCGUUCUGUGGUGCAAAGAUUCCCACCAAACUAUUUCACACCUCAUGAAGGCCCUGGACCUGGUAACUAUAACUUGAAACCACCUAUGACAAGCUCUGUUACUUCUUGUUUUCGAUCUAAAGUUCCCCGAUUCUUGCCUGUCACUUCAAAAACACCGGGUCCAGGAGCAUACACAGCUUCGAGACAGUACCCCAAGCAGUCCCCAACCAUUGCCAGAAUGGGUAGAGAACACAGCCUCUUUUUCAAUAAUACAAUCGGCUUUUAAA
Psammomys obesus (fat sand rat) is the source of this 767-nucleotide messenger RNA. It is a transcript of the gene Stpg4, whose product is annotated as sperm-tail PG-rich repeat containing 4. Lineage: Eukaryota; Metazoa; Chordata; Mammalia; Rodentia; Muridae. Gene Ontology annotation, biological process: epigenetic programing of male pronucleus. The transcript is spliced from 7 exons. The coding region runs from base 26 to 766 and encodes 246 amino acids. Gene Ontology annotation, cellular component: male pronucleus; female pronucleus; germinal vesicle. Gene Ontology annotation, molecular function: chromatin binding; histone binding. The record is from RefSeq and is a predicted model, not a curated record.